Molecule: messenger RNA, 1561 nt
Organism: Rubroshorea leprosula
Lineage: Eukaryota; Viridiplantae; Streptophyta; Magnoliopsida; Malvales; Dipterocarpaceae
Source: the annotation of a GenBank genome assembly
UCAACAGUGGAAAAUGCAAGUCCAAGAUCAAAGUCCUCGGAGUUGGCCUAAAAAACGAAAACCAUUUGAGUCUCCAGGGGAAGUGGAAGAAUCCCAAACUCCGAAAUGUUUUGCAACUGCCUCCUCAUUCCUCUUUUUCUCUCCUCUUUCCUCUCUGCUUCUGUUCACUUAAUACCUCCGCCUCUUGGUGUCCACCCUUUAGAUGAAAAAUAUUAUGCUGCGGAGAUUAUCAAGUGUAAGGAUGGAUCAAAUUCUUUUACCAGGGACCGUCUUAAUGACGACUACUGUGAUUGCGUUGACGGAACCGAUGAGCCUGGAACUUCAGCUUGUCCAGCCGGCAAAUUUUACUGCAGGAAUAAAGGGAGUAGUCCUCUGUUCAUUUUCUCUUCUCAUGUUAAUGAUGGUUUUUGUGAUUGCUGUGAUGGAAGUGAUGAAUAUGAUAGUGGUAUCAAGUGUCCCAAUAUGUGCGUCAUGGGUGGGAACAUUGAGUACAAAACUGAAACUUAUAUUUCUGCAAGUAAUGUUCACUCUGCUGGUGCAAAUGAAAGGAAAGAUGGAAUUCAUUUGGAUGACUUGAUUGAGAAGCUUAAAGGUUUGAAGAUGAUUGCAAUACUGGAGGUGGUCCUCAUUGGGUUUCUGGUAAUAUGGAGAAUAUUCCGUCGGCAUCUCAGGUCAAAAAGAAGACGUCACCAUUGAAAGCAUCUACAUUGGUUCACAAUUCUGUCCUUGGUAAUAUUUCGAUAUCAUCAAUUAAGAUCCAAUACUCUACUAUCUUUCUAACACCAGGUCCCUUAGUUUCUUUUUUCUCCUUGUCAACACCAACAAUAUUUUAGUCCUGUUCUGUAGCUGAUUCACCUAAAUGCUUGCAUUUAACACCAUUGUGACUUUUCCAAGCUUGAUAAGAUUCAACUCAUUUCAUGGUCUUGGUUGCAGCAAUCACGAAGACAGAGUGAGUUGAAUGUUUUGAUCUUGGGUGGAAAGGGCAGGCAAAACCAUCUGAUGGGAUUAGGAAUCAAAAACAUUUUGUACAAAAUGGUCUAGUACACAGGAUAUUUAGCAUUGUCUCAUAUAUAUUCAAUCAUGUUCUAUCGAAAUCCAUUUAUUUGCUUUUGCAUUUGCCUGUUUGACGUUCCAAAUAUGGGGCUGAAGUAUCAUGCAGGGAGUGCAGGGAAAGAAAAUGUGCCAAGUAGUCCCCUUAGGGAAUGUUUCAGUGGUUAAGAGCUAAAGUUUCCAUGUUGGAAAUCUUAAAUUUGAAUCCUGAAAUAGUUAGGGAGGCGUUUGGGAAUUGGGAACAAGGAAAGUUAUCUCUUAUUGUAUAGUUGAUUAUUUGAUGUACCAAUUGAAAGAAAAUGUGCCAAGUAAACAUUAGCGAUAAAAAAAGAAAAUCACACACAAUAUGUACUUGGUUUGGCAUAUACUUCUAUCAGCAAGCCUAGGUCUAGGCCUACAUCCAGGGAUGGGCGUUAAGUUCAGUUUGUAUGAACCGAACCGAAAUUUAGGUUGAGACUUGUAUACAGACACAUUUUUUAAUGCAUACUUGCAAUACACUUAAUGAUAAAAC